AUGCCCCGCAGCUGCGGGGAGGCUAGUAUGUUGAAUGUCAUUUGUAUUUGUCAAAGUUUGAGAGGCGGACAUGUUGAAAUCCAUAAUUUCUUGAGGUUUUUUAGAUUGAAGGCUUGUACCCUUUCAGAAAAGAUAUUUGGAUUCGUUGAUGUGCAGAAGAGAGGCAGGAUAACAUUUAAAGAGUUCUUAUUUGGAUCAGCUCAUGUACUGAAGCAGCCAUUAUUCCUACAAGCAUGUGAAUUAGCAUUUACUGGAUGCGGCUCUGAUGGAAACCAUGACAUUUCAGAGCAAGAAUUUGGAGGCUCCAUUUUAUUGGCAAUUCCAAACUUGAAUGAAGAUGAGAUCCAUGAACUCUUCCUUUUGUUUGACACUGAUAGCCAUGGGAGCAUCAGCAAGAACAAUUUUAAUACGUGUUUAAGGAAAAAUCCAUUGCUCAUAGCACUUUUCUCGCCCCAAUUGUUGCGUUUGGAUUUCCCUAGCAGGUCAUAG
Molecule: messenger RNA, 489 nt
Organism: Ilex paraguariensis (yerba mate)
Lineage: Eukaryota; Viridiplantae; Streptophyta; Magnoliopsida; Aquifoliales; Aquifoliaceae
Source: the annotation of a GenBank genome assembly